Molecule: messenger RNA, 1224 nt
Organism: Alternaria novae-zelandiae
Lineage: Eukaryota; Fungi; Ascomycota; Dothideomycetes; Pleosporales; Pleosporaceae
Exons: 4
Coding region: 1-1224 (407 amino acids)
Source: RefSeq, a predicted model, not a curated record
AUGAACUACACUCUGGCGAACCCAGAUACUAUCACCAAGUACAAAGUCGCCGCCGAUAUCUCCCAGAAAGUCCUCAAGGAGGUCUCCGGAUGGAUCGCCGCUGAUGCCAGCAUUGUCGAGCUCUGUGAGCGCGGUGACAAGCUCCUAGACGAGGAGGUCGCCAAGGUCUACAAGGGCAAGAAGGUCCUCAAGGGCAUUGGACACUGCACCACCAUCUCGCCGAGCGCCUACAUCACCCCGUACACACCACUCAAGACCGAUGCCGAGGAAGCCGCCGUUACACUGAAGGAGGGAGAGGUUGUCAAGAUUCAGCUCGGUGCCCAGAUCGAUGGGUUCUGCGCGAUCGUUUGCGACAAUGUCAUCGUCGGCGCUGCUGACGAGGUCACCGGAAGGGAGGCAGAUCUCAUUCUGGCUACACACUACGCGAACGAGCUUCUGCUGAGGUUGAUGGUACCCCCAGGCUUGGUUCCCCACGGCGACGAGGAGGAGCAAAAGAAGGCUGCGUCAAAGAAGGCCUACACCCAGAGCCAAAUGACCAACAUGCUUGAGAAGGUUGUCAAGGCCUACGGUUGCAACCUCGUCGAGAGCACCACCAUCUGGCAAUUCGACCACAACGAGAUCGAGUCUAAGAAGAAGAUCAUUCUUGCGCCCGGCGAGGGUGUCAGAGGAGAGGGUCUCCCUGAGGUCGGCGAAGUGUGGGGUGUUGAGAUGGGUGUCAGUCUCGGAAGCGGCAAGGUCAAGAGCAACAGCAACAGGACCACUCUGCACCGACGUACAGCCACCACCUACCAGCUCAAGCGCCCUACCUCGCGAAGCCUGUUGUCUGAAGUUGUCAAGAAGUUCGGCACCUUCCCCUUCAGUCUGCGCCAGCUGGAGGACGAGAAGGCUGCCAAGGUUGGUGUUGUCGAGUGUGUCCGCACAGGUGUGCUCCGCCAGUACGAAGUCGUCGUUGACAAGGACAACCAACCCGUAGCUAGGUUGUUCAGCACUGUUGCGAUCACCAAGAACGGCAUGCAGCGUCUGGCUCAACCCGCUGCCAUCGACACCUCCAAGUACAAGUCUGACAAGAAGAUUGAGGACGAGGAGAUCCUCAAGAUUCUCGAACAGCCCAUUGGAAAGACUUCGACAAAGAAGAACAAGAAGAAGAAGAAGAAGCCCGCCAAGAAGGCCGCUGAUGGCGGUGCUGCUCCUGCCGAGGAGGAGGAGAGUGACGAUGAGGAGUAG